AUGGCCAAUCUCGAUCUCCCGGCCUUUGGCAUCCGCGACCUGAACGGCCCUACGUCUCCUCCGGGACUCGUCCAGAUUACCGCCUCACAGUAUGACAGCACCAUCCAUAGCCAGCCUGAUGCCGUCCUUUCCUACAUCGACCUCGAUGACGGUGAGCUUAUCACCGUCGGGAGUUCCUUCGAGCUGCAACAGCGCCUGGAAGAGCCUGUACCUCCCUCAGCCACCCAUGUCCCUUCCCUCGUUCUAGACUUGGCCCCGGUGAGAGCUGCAAGAGAGGCCAAGGAAAACCGACUGGUGCACAUCUUUGACAUCCGGCACACUAGUGGGAGUCUGGCUGUGUGGAGAGACCAUGAGGCAUAUACCAGGAAGAAACUACGGGAUCGAGAGUCUCCGUCGCCGUCACGUCCAAGUACAAGAGUUUCCAGUCCACACAAGGCAUCCUCAUCCAGGUUCACUCUCAACAAAGCAGUCGACCAGGACACACUGGACAGAAGUCCCACUGUAACACUUCAGUCAGCUCAGGUUUCGGACACUACCACGAGCAAUGAGAGCAAGACUGGUCACUGCCCCGCCGCACAACCAGUCAUCUCUGGUGACAGUGAGACUUCGACACAGACGGACAAGGCCCCUGCGAGUCCGCUUGCCCGCCUUGAAUCUCACCUAGAGCCUUUGGCCGACUUUCUCGAAUCCACAGCGGAGGGCCUGCGAAAGCUUGCAGAAAAGACUGCAGAGGCUGAUACGACCCCUGUAGAGAAUGUCUUGUGUGGGUUUAAGAACAUUCUGAAAGAAGCGGGCGAAUUCGGGCUUGAUCUUUUGGCAACACUUGUGGACGAGGAACUAGAAAAGAACAGAAGGGUGGGAGUUGGCAUGGCUAAUGGAGCCGCCUCUAGUUCAGAAAUCCGGGAAUCCUCCUGCCCCUCCAGUACAACCGAGAAUCCCAGGGGAGAAGACAAGCUUGAAUCUGAUGUUGAUCCCUCUGAAAAGAGAGUCAGCUUCGUCGACGCAACGCCUACAGAACCGCCUCACAUGAAGCUGAACCAUGCGGUACCCGAGGCCCUGAAGAGACGCAGCUCCUCUUCAGAAGUCCAGGCAUCAAGCCAACCUUCGUCUGUACUUCCAACAGACGCUCAACAACCACAUCACAGUCCCUAUCCCUCGUCGAAGAUUCCCUUACCACCCUUGUUCGCUCGUUACGUGCCUGGUGCACCAGUCCAGUCUGUUGGAAACUCCAUUAUUGACUCGCAGCCAUCUGAUUCCGAUGUUCUGACCCGAUAUCCGCCCCUACCGUCUCUCCGCAAAGCCGUCAGUGUCAGCGGAUUGCACAGCAAGUCUGGAUCAUCCAGUAGCUACCAACGCGGCUUGAGCACUACAUCCGCCCUGUCUCGCUAUCCCAGCAUUGGCCAAUUUGAAGAGCAAUCACGUGCAAACCCUCGAGCCAAUCUCGACUCGAAGCAAAACUAUAGUUACAGCCGUUGGAGCAGUCCGAUGUGGCCACUGGUCCCACAAGUCCCUAAGAAGACCGACGUCUACAAGAAGCCCACAGUCGAAGAUGAAGAUGAGCCUGCCCCUGCGCCACAGACAGAAGUAGCAGGCAAAAUAAAGGCUCCUGGCACUCAAGAUGUCCCCAAGUGGCCUCCUGUGCCACUCCCCGGCGCGUGGCCUGAGCCAAAGCCUGAGCAACAGCCCGAGCCAAAGCGUGAGGAUCGCACCAAGAAAGGGUUCGAUACCACGGCUGACACUAGCAAUAUGUCCAAAGAUCUCCCGCAGUGGCUGCUAGGGGGAGGUCGAGGCUCAUUUACUGGCGGUCUUUCACAACGGACUAGCAGCCCUGAUGCCAUGACAUACUCUCGCGGACCGGUCUUUCCCAGAAAGUCCCAGACAGUCAGUAGCACCAACCCCUCAGCGAGACUUACUGGACCAUUCGAUCCUCUCGCACACAUUCCCGUCCUGCAACCGCGACCCCAACGAUCGCAGCCAGACUUGUCUGCGUCCAAGGUAGGCUUUCUGAAUACUCGAGUCAAUCCAGCCUUUACUGGACCUCUACCACAACGGAGCCACACCCUUCAUCAUACUGAUCGUUACAAACCUCGUGAUACUGCUCCGUACCAUAACCCUAGGUACAGUUCCUGGGAGAACUAUUUGAAGAACAAUCGCAGCACGGCCGCGAACUCUAGCCUGACCUACUAUCCCUUGCGCAAUCCAUUUUCCGACGAGUCAAAAUCUGGACCCGCACCUCCCACUACGUUCAACCGUCCAGUACCCCCGGGUACAAGACCACCUAUUGUCCCGCUUCAGAGACCAACGCGGCCAUUGAAUAGGACGCAGCCAAUCGCAGACCAAAACAUGCAUUCUCCCUCAGCUGGAUCUCCACCAUCAGUACCACAAUUUCUUCGCGCUUCCCCUCCAGAAAUUAUUAGGGUAGGACCACCAAACGUCAAUGCUACCUCCGUACCAUCACCUCCGACCCUACCUGCACCGCCUCCGGCUGCUGUAAUCUCGCCACCAGCGCCGGCAGCCAGUACUGUCUCUCGUUCGUCUUCGAUCCUUUCCCCGUGCCCACCAGCUUUCACUCGUCCUCGCGGUCGCUCAGGGGCCUCUCCACCGGCGCCAUUUUCAAGCAAGUCAGUUGACGAGUGCGUCAAGGCGCUGAAAGCUAUGGGCUUCGGCAGAGACGAUGCGAACGAGCUAGCUCGUCUGAACGUCUAUGCGGGAAUGGCCGCAGGCGAUAUCGAGCUCGCAAUUGAGUUGAUCGAGGAAGAUCGUCAAGCCGCCAAAGAGCUUGGAAAGGUAGAGCACAUUGAGAUCAGCAGGGAUCUGGAGAAGGAGGCCGAUGUAGAGGAGAAUCCCUGGGAAGAUUAA
Messenger RNA from Cladophialophora immunda, 2859 nucleotides. RefSeq lists its product as uncharacterized. The transcript has a single exon. NCBI's taxonomy places the organism in Eukaryota, Fungi, Ascomycota, Eurotiomycetes, Chaetothyriales, Herpotrichiellaceae. The record is from RefSeq and is a predicted model, not a curated record. Bases 1 to 2859 code for a protein of 952 amino acids.